This is a messenger RNA of Drosophila eugracilis, 2428 nucleotides long. RefSeq names its product prolyl endopeptidase. Gene Ontology annotation, molecular function: serine-type endopeptidase activity; oligopeptidase activity. Gene Ontology annotation, cellular component: cytosol. The coding region runs from base 57 to 2327 and encodes 756 amino acids. Gene Ontology annotation, biological process: proteolysis. NCBI's taxonomy places the organism in Eukaryota, Metazoa, Arthropoda, Insecta, Diptera, Drosophilidae. The record is from RefSeq and is a predicted model, not a curated record. The transcript has 9 exons.
UAAUUAUCGAGACAGACGAAAAUUAGAUUUACAUUUUUGCAUUGAUAAUUUUGCAAAUGCAUACCGUUUUUCGAGGUCCAUUGCUAAUUCGCCAAUUUUGCCGAAUAAUUGUACCCAAAGCUCUAUCAAGGAAUUACAUUCAUCGAGACUUGCCUUUGAAUUAUACUAGAGCCAUGUCAAGCACUUUGUCCAAAAAGCUCACCUAUCCAGUUGCGCGACAAGAUGCAACUGUGGAGGAGGAUUUCCAUGGAACCCCAAUAAAGGAUGUGUAUCGUUGGCUAGAAGAUCCAGACUCUACGGAAACUGAGGAAUUUGUCAACGCCCAGAAUAACAUAAGCCGGCCAUUCCUUGAAAAUGGUGACGAGUGGAAGAAACUUAACUCCAAGCUUACGAAGCUUUGGAACUAUCCCAAAUACGGAUGCCCGAUGCGAUAUGGCAACUAUUAUUAUUAUUUUAUGAACACCGGCUUGCAAAAUCAAAGUGUUAUGUAUCAGCAAAAAACGCUAGGCGAUGAACGUGAAAGUAAAGUUUUUCUCGAUCCGAACACUUUAUCGGAGGACGGUACGAUUGCCCUAACUCAGAAGGCCUUUUCGGAAGAUGGCAAAUAUAUGGCCUAUGGACUGAGUGAAAGUGGUUCCGAUUGGAUCAAGAUUCUCAUUAGAGAUGCAGAGACUGGUAAAGAUUUAAGCGAAGUCCUCGAAAAGGUUAAGUUCUCUGAAAUAUCAUGGACAAAAGACAAUAAGGGAUUCUUUUACGGUAGAUACCCCGAUCAAGAUGGAAAAACUGAUGGUUCUGAGACUAAACAAAACGAGAAUCAGAAAUUGUACUAUCAUCGGGUGGGAGAAAGUCAAGAUAAGGAUACUCUUGUGGUCGAGUUUCCCGAAGAACCUUCAUGGCGCAUACAAUCUACAGUCUCAGAUUGUGGAAAAUACUUGAUUUUGGCUAUUGUUAAGGAUUGCCGAGACAAUAUAGUGUUCUAUGCUGAUCUUACGCCAGGCCAGGAAAUAAACUCAAAACUGGCUGUCAAGAAAAUAGUCGAAAAAUUUGAGGCAGACUAUGAUUAUAUCACGAACGAAGGUUCAAAAGUAUUCUUCCGUACAAACAAAAAUGCACCAAAUUAUCAAGUUAUUGCCAUAGACUUCAAUAAUCCAGAAGAGGACAAAUGGGAAACGCUUAUACCUGAACACAAUUUGGAUGUUUUGGACUGGGUUAAAUGUGUUGAUGCUGAUAAAUUGCUUGUUUGCUACAUAAGGGACGUGAAGAGCGUCUUGCAAGUCAAUUCCUUAAAUGAUGGAAAACUACUGAGGGAAUUUGACUUGGAUAUCGGUACCAUUGUGGGAACCUCCGGAGAGAAGAAAUUUUCCGAAAUUUUCUACAACUUCUCAUCGUUUUUGAACCCCGGCUCCAUAUAUCAAUAUGAUUUUAAGACACCUGACCAUUCGCCUACUGUAUUUCGCGAAAUUAAAUUGAAUUUGGAAGGUUUUCGUCGGGAAGACUACGCCGUUGAACAGAUUUUCUAUAAGAGCAAAGAUGGUACAAAGGUACCGAUGUUUAUAAUUAGGAAAAAACGUGAUAGCAUUGAGCCACGCCCGUGUCUUCUCUACGGGUACGGAGGUUUUAACAUCAGUAUGCUGCCAUCCUUUGGACUUUCAGGACUUAUGUUCAUUGACACUUUUGAUGGUGUGCUCGCAUACCCGAAUCUGCGAGGUGGUGGUGAAUAUGGUGAGAAAUGGCACAAUGGUGGUCGUUUGUUGAACAAGCAGAACGUUUUUGACGACUUCCAAGCAGCGGCAGAGUAUUUGAUCGACAAUAAGUACACAACUAAGGAUCGAUUGGCAAUUCAAGGGGGUUCCAAUGGUGGACUUCUGGUCGGCUCUUGUAUUAACCAACGUCCGGAUUUGUUUGGAGCUGCUGUGGCACAAGUUGGAGUAAUGGAUAUGUUGCGCUUCCAUAAAUUCACUAUUGGCCAUGCUUGGUGCUCCGACUACGGUAAUCCAUCGGAGAAGGAGCACUUUGAUAAUCUGUACAAGUACUCUCCGCUGCACAAUGUGCACACUCCGAAGGGUGCCGAAACAGAAUACCCAUCUACAUUGAUACUGACGGCCGAUCAUGAUGAUCGUGUCAGUCCUUUACAUUCGCUGAAAUUCAUUGCGGCCCUUCAAGAAGCUGUGCGCGAUUCCAAUUUCCAAAACAACCCGGUUCUGUUGCGGGUUUAUCAAAAGGCAGGUCAUGGAGCCGGCAAGCCAACGUCAAAGAGAAUCGAGGAAGCCACCGACAUUCUUACAUUUUUGUUAAAGAGCCUAAAUGUUGACACAGUCAAUGUUUAAGUUGUAAAGCAUUUAAAAAACUGCAUUUCUCAAAGUCCGAGAAUAAAUUGCUUUAACAAUGUAUUCAAUAUUUUCACAAUAAACUAUACAUCUGAAUGAUA